This is a messenger RNA of Eublepharis macularius, 1997 nucleotides long. RefSeq names its product BCL2 antagonist/killer 1 (gene BAK1). Bases 278 to 916 code for a protein of 212 amino acids. NCBI's taxonomy places the organism in Eukaryota, Metazoa, Chordata, Lepidosauria, Squamata, Eublepharidae. Gene Ontology annotation, molecular function: protein heterodimerization activity; protein homodimerization activity. Gene Ontology annotation, cellular component: mitochondrial outer membrane. Gene Ontology annotation, biological process: extrinsic apoptotic signaling pathway in absence of ligand; intrinsic apoptotic signaling pathway in response to DNA damage; regulation of apoptotic process. The record is from RefSeq and is a predicted model, not a curated record. The transcript is spliced from 7 exons.
UCUUGGGGAUAAAAUCCAAAGGAUCUUGAAGUAACAACAACAACAACAAAAACCCCUAAGGAGCUUCCAGGCAUUUCCUGCUAACUUACUGACAGUUGAACUCACCCCAGCCCGAGCCCCGUGGCACAGAGUGGUAAGCUGCAGUACUGCAGUCCAAGCUCUGCUCACGACCUGAGUUUGAUCCCGGUGGAAGCCAGGUUCAGGUAGCCGGCUCAAGGUUGACUCAGCCUUCCAUCCUUCCGAGACAAACACUAAUCUCCCAAAGCUCUACUCAGCCAUGGCCUCGGGAAAUGGCAGUGACCCACCAGACAGGUCAGAGAGACGCAGAUCAUCACUGCAAUUUGAAUCAGAAGACCAGGUGGCCCAGCAGGCUGAGGAAGUGUUCCAGAGCUAUGCCUUCCACCGAUAUCAGCAGGAGCUGGAGCAGAAUGAGGCAGAUGUGCCGAUCGAUCCAGAAAUUGCUGCAAUCCAGCAGGAGCCGGGCAGCACCAGCAACCUGGUCGGAAGGCGCCUGGCCACCAUUGGUGAUGACAUCAAUGCACGGUAUGAUAAGGAGUUCUGUGAGAUGUUGGAGUCCCUGCAGCUGACAAGGGACAACGCCUAUGAGUACUUCACCAAAAUAGCCUCCAGUUUGUUUGAUAGUGGUAUAAACUGGGGCCGUGUGAUAGCGCUGCUGGGCUUCGGCUAUAGGAUGGCAAUCCAUGUAUACCAGCAUGGGAUGACUGGCUUCCUAAGGAGGAUCACUCACUUCAUAGCAGACUUUGUGCUUCACAACCGCAUCGCUCGGUGGAUUGCCCAGCAAGGAGGAUGGGUGGCAGCAAUGGACUUAAGCAAUGUUUACUUGAAGUACAUGAUUGCUUUGGCAGCAAUUAUCUUGCUGGGCCAAUUUGUGGUAUGUCGCUUCUUCAGGCCAUGACUGAGGGGAAACAUGCUGGUAGCCACAUGCAUGCCAGCUAUUGAAGUGCUGCUCUGUGGUGAUGCUUUCAAAGAAAGGAGGACUCAAGAAACAACCAAAGGAAAAUUCCAGUGUGGCUCCAAUAUAUUUAAAGCAGGGAAUCCACAGUGUAGUAUUAAAAGGACACAUGGAAGAGGAUUUAUUAUUUCUGGAGGCCACAGGGGCCAGUAGUUGCUCAAGACAGAGCCACAGUGUUGUGAGAAAGAAGAGGGAAGGGAACUGUGUCCUUCACAGAGUCUCUACGAAGAACAAAUCCUUUUUCAGAACAAUCUCAGGGCCAGUUCUAAUACAACAGUUUGCAGCUGUGUCUCCAUGGAAAGCAGAAGCACGGUGGGCCGUAUGUGACAUCAUUGCUUGCUCCACUUCUUCCCACUUUCAUGAACUUUUCUGGUGCUGAAAUAAUGAUGUGACAUUCACCUGAUUGGGAGAAUGUGCCUAUCUGUCCCUUGAUUUAUUGGAUGGUCACCUUUUAUCAGGAGUAUACACAACAGUGGACGUUCAUUUGAGUGGACAUUCAAACAUCUCAUGACUUAGGGAGGAAGAUCCUUAAGAGCAUCAGAUGUGGGCUUCAGAGUUUCUCCCUGAUUAUCAGUUCAGAGGCACUUCCUCACCCAGGCACAGAGUUUAGUCCUUGCUAGUGGUUCUCUGUCAUUGUCUUACUCAUGUUUUAUUACUCUGCGGUGAUCCCUGUCUAUCAACUAGUGGAGAGGAUUGGCUGUUUUGAAACAACCUUAUUUCUGUUCCAUUUUAAUCUGGAGGAUGCCACUGUGUUUCCUGCACAUCACAGCAUUUAUCUGUGACUUUUCAAGCUGAACAUGGCGAAGAAUGGAGGGAUGACUUGGUUAUUUUUCAGAUAUGGUUGUAGUUGUUUGCCCUUUUGAUAACCAAUAGCUGAUAUUUAAAUUUGCCUUAUGCAAACAAUGGGGGGAAAUUAUGUCCUGUGAAUACCUGAAACAGGAUGUCAUUUUUUCCCCCAGGCAACAUGUACAUGAUUCAGCCAACACAUGCAAAUGACUGCAUUCCAGUGCACAGAGUGUGACUA